AUGAUAACCCCUUCGAGAAUUCGGGAGUCCCUGUCUUCAUUUCUCGAUUACCCCUACGAAGUAGUGAUAUUCGACAGGAGAGUAGCCAGAGAGAUUCUUUUCCCCUCUGUCACGAUUUGCCCGGAGAACUGGUUCGAUCGAGGCAGAGAGCAAUGCGAAAGAGAUCCCCGGUUCUGUACAGUCGAAGGUCAGAUGCUGACAAUCGGCUUCUACCACUUCCAAGGCAACGCAACCAUCAGAAAGCUUGUGAGAUUCGAAGCUCGGGAUUUAUUCAAGUGUCGAAUGGUGUCGAAGAUCUGCCCGAGUUUCGACUGCGUCGAUUUCAUGAAACCCACCUACUUUAGGCAGCCUCGACAUCAAUGCUACACCAUGGAUCUACUUCAAUUUUUACCCACGAGGCAUUUUUAUCGCAAGUGCGAACACGCCUGGUCGUAUCGUCUCGAACUCUCUUCCGAAUGGAGUGAUCGAACGCUUUCCUUGGCUUCGGACUUCAUGGACGCGGGACUUUUCGUCCAAGGACCGGGUCUCGCGAUGCCAGCAAAGCAGACCGUCGUGGAUUUGCCAACAGGGAGAGACUUGCGGAUCGGCGUUAGACAGAUUGCGACGGAACGUCUGAAGCGUCCGUUCUCCUCAAAAUGCCGCCAAUACGCCGAUAUGGACGAUAAAUACUUCGGGCUCGAAAGUCGCGAAUACUGCAUACAGAAGUGCGUCAUUGCUGCCGAGAUGGACAUUUGUAAUUGUGUUCUGAUCCUUCAUGAGUACGCGGAGACUAUAGCUCGACAGCUGCCCAUGUGCAAUGCGAUUCUGGCCGUUCGAUGUUUCCGGAGUAUUGCCGCAACUGAUCGGAUACAGAAAUGCGUCGAAAACUGUGACGUUAAUUGCUUAGAUAUAAGCUAUGAUGUGAAAGUCUGGUCUCUGCGCGACCUUCCUCCAACGCCGAGUGAUUCUAAUGGAACAUCUCUGUCCCCACCGAAAGCAUACAAGCUCAAACUGGAGUUCUAUUCAGAUCGUACUGAAGUGAGCAAGGAGCAACGAAUGACCUCUCCCGUGGAACUGCUUGGAUUCUUGGGUGGAUACGUCGGGAUGUGGAUUGGAGUAUCUCUACUCGAAACCGUGGGAAGUCUCCAGGAGCGAUUAUCGAAGCAAACGAUCAUGGGGUCACGAUGA
This is a messenger RNA of Galendromus occidentalis (western predatory mite), 1167 nucleotides long. RefSeq lists its product as uncharacterized. Gene Ontology annotation, biological process: sodium ion transmembrane transport. Lineage: Eukaryota; Metazoa; Arthropoda; Arachnida; Mesostigmata; Phytoseiidae. The transcript has 9 exons. The record is from RefSeq and is a predicted model, not a curated record. Bases 1 to 1167 code for a protein of 388 amino acids. Gene Ontology annotation, cellular component: plasma membrane. Gene Ontology annotation, molecular function: ligand-gated sodium channel activity.